This is a messenger RNA of Culex quinquefasciatus (southern house mosquito), 16383 nucleotides long. It is a transcript of the gene kug, whose product is annotated as fat-like cadherin-related tumor suppressor homolog. NCBI's taxonomy places the organism in Eukaryota, Metazoa, Arthropoda, Insecta, Diptera, Culicidae. Gene Ontology annotation, biological process: homophilic cell-cell adhesion. The transcript is spliced from 21 exons. Bases 1172 to 15907 code for a protein of 4911 amino acids. Gene Ontology annotation, cellular component: catenin complex; cell-cell junction; plasma membrane. Gene Ontology annotation, molecular function: calcium ion binding; cadherin binding. The record is from RefSeq and is a predicted model, not a curated record.
GCCCGUCAGUUCGCCGUGUACUCUCGUUCGAGCGACAGUGUUCCGUCGUGUCCGUAGUUGUCGCGUUCCGUCGUGUGCGAGUCGUCGCGUCAAUCCGGUUUGGGGUUACGCGCGCGCGAGGGGGCUCCGUGGAGUUUGGAGAGUUUGGAGGUGCAUUCGCGCUUCAAGCAAAUUUGUACGAGAGAUCGACAAAAGAAUCGUGAACUCUCAGCGAGUUUUUCUCCGAUGAAAUUCACGAGUUCUUCAAUCAAUUAAAUUCCUGAUUGGGGCACCCUGGUGUACAUGUAUGAGGUGGUGUGUGUAACCACUCGUUGAAGGCGCCUACGGGAAGAGAAAUAAAUAAAUUCAAGUGAAGUACCCCCCGUUCGUUGAAUUUGGGGCCCACAAAGAGUGUGGAAGAGUGGAGGGGAAUAAAUAAAUUUGAUUAAAUUGAUUGAAAAAAAUCGCUCGGAAUUAAGCCGGGCGCGAUUCUCGUUGCAGUGCCAAAGGUGUACGAGUGUGAGUGGGGCUCAGGCUCAGCGUUACGCGUGAAAUGGCUCAUUGAAGCCUGCAGCGUUGAUCGGCAGUUUUUUUUGGUGGGGCUGUAUGUGUGAAUCUGCUCCGUUGUGAUCGUGUACGGAAAGCAAAAGUUCAGCCUGUUUGAACUUGUUGGAGCCUGUUUGCUUGCUCGCUCCCCCAAAAAAGGCAAUGUAAAUCAUCAAUCUGAUCCCGGAGUGUUUGUGAAAUUGGAGGCAGCAAAAAAAAAGAAGAAGAAUAACCUAAGCCUAAAGCAAAAAAAAAAAGAAUUGUGUGAGUUUGUGAUUGUGCAAAAAAUAGUACCAACCCAACGCAAAUUUAGCGAGAAAAGAGAAGUAAAAGGGAAGAUAACCCAGCUGCACCCGACAUCAAUCAGCUGUCAGGCCAGAGUAGAGCAGAAAAAGCAGAGCAGAUUCAUCUGAAUUGGAUUAACGGCAGCAUCGGCAGAAGGCAGCGGCACAUACGAGCACACAUACACAUACACAGCGCAGCAGAGGCUCCGCCAGUCAUAGAGAAGAAGAAAAGCAAAAAAAAAAGUAUAAAGGAAAAAAGGGCGGCGGCGGCGUUGUUUGUGUACGUGCGUGACUGCCUCAACAUCCUGCGAGUUAUUUUGAAGAUGGUGCUGAGGCCUAACAUGAGCUAACGCUAGCUAAAGAUGGUCCCAGGAGUGGCGGGCGGAGUGUCACGAGCGCGGUUACUCACGGUUGUCCGGUCGGUUGUUCUGGCCGGCCUGAUAACGCGCGCUCUCGGCGACCCCGCUCCCGUCCCAAACGCCCACGAUGGCGGCAUUCUACAUCAGCAACAGGACGACCCCACCGGGGGUCUUUCGGACAAGUACGUGUUCCAGUUCACCCACGCCCUGUACAACGUGUCGAUUCCGGAGAACAGCGUCGGCAAGACGUACGCCGUGCAACCGCCGAACGAGGACCGGCUCGGAAUCUACGUGACGCCCGAGCUGGACGUCAAGUACAAGAUCGUCAGCGGGGACAAGGACAAGUUCUUCAAGGCCGAGGAGCGCCUCGUCGGGGAUUUUGCCUUCCUGGCGAUCCGACUGCGCACCAGCAACGUAGUGCUGAACCGGGAGAAGGGCGACAGCUACCGGCUGGAGGUCAAAGCGACGGCCACGAAGCGCGAAGGCAAGAGCCGAAUCUCGCUGGAAGCGGACACCACAAUCGACGUCCGGGUCCUGGACACCAACGACCUAAGUCCGCUCUUCUACCCGACCGAAUACUCGGUGACGAUCUCCGAGGACACUCCGCUGCACAAAAGCAUCCUGCGGGUAAUCGCCGAGGACGCUGAUUUGGGUUUGAACGGGGAGAUCUACUACAGUAUCCUCGACGAGACGGAACAGUUUGCGGUGCACCCAACGACGGGUGUGAUUACGCUGACGAGGCCACUGAAGUUUACGGAUCGGUCGUUGCACGAGCUCACGGUUACGGCUAGCGAUCGGGGGAUUGGGUCCGGAUCGGGGCGGAAUCAGGCGAGCAAGGCGCGGGUGAAGAUUAAGAUUCGACAGGUCAAUCUAUUCGCGCCGGAUAUUUACGUGCAGGCGCUGCCGGACAUUUUGGAGAACUCGAACAACAACCUGUUUGGGAUCGUGCGCGUCGAGGACAAGGACAAGGGCGUGCACGGGCAGAUCAAAAGUUUGGACAUUGUGGACGGGGAUCCCGAUGGGCACUUUCGGAUCAAGGCGACUGGGCGGGGCGGGGAGUUUGUGAUUGAGGUGCACCGGUUGUUGGACCGGGAGACGGCUCCGGUGGGGUAUAACUUGACGCUGAGGGCGGUGGACAGGGGGGUUCCGUCGCGGCAGAGUUACAAGGUGAUUCCGGUGCACUUGGCGGACAUUAAUGACAAUGCGCCGGUGUUUAAUCGGGAGAUUUACGAGGUGUCGGUGCCGGAGACGAGUCCGCCGAACACGCCGGUGAUUCGGCUGAAGGUGACGGAUCGGGAUGAGGGCAAGAAUGCGCAGGUGUUUCUGGAGAUUGUGGGCGGAAACGAGGGGGGAGAGUUUCGAGUGAAUCCGGAAACGGGGAUGUUGUAUACGGCGGUUCCGUUGGAUGCGGAGUUGAAGGCGUUUUACACGUUGACGGUGUCGGCGAUUGAUCAGGGGAACACGGGGACGAGGAAGCAGUCGUCGGCCAAGGUGAAGAUCAAUGUGCAGGACACGAACGAUAAUGAUCCGAUUUUUGAGACGAACAAUAUGACAAUAAAGGUGGAUGAGAAUGAACCGGCGGGGACGACUGUUACGAAGGUGACGGCUCGGGAUAAGGAUCUUGGGGAGAAUGCAUACAUAUCGUAUAGUAUAGCGAAUCUGAAUGAUGUCCCGUUUGACAUUGACCACUUUUCCGGGGUGGUUCGGACUUCCAAGUUGCUGGACUAUGAAAGCAUGCGUCGGGAGUACAUUUUGCGGGUACGAGCCUCCGAUUGGGGACUUCCUUACCGACGGCAGACCGAGAUGCAGCUGAUCAUCAAACUAAGAGACGUCAAUGACAAUCGACCCCAGUUUGAGCGCAUCGAUUGCGUAGGGCGAAUCCCGCGCUACACUCCAAUUGGGACGGAGAUAUUCACUCUUUCUGCGCUGGACUUUGACUACGGAAGUGUGAUCACCUACCGGAUGGUGUCCGGUAAUGAGGAUGGAUGCUUCAACCUGGACCCGGGAACGGGCGUCAUCUCCGUAGGCUGUGAUCUCGGUGACAUCGGCGUCGAGUACCGUGAGGUCAACGUGACCGCCACCGAUGGGACGCACUUUGCCGACACGGCCCGCAUCCAGAUCAACCUGGUGCAGAACAAACGCAAUCUGGGCAGUAACCUCAAAGCCGAAGACGGCGCCAUGUUUGAGUGUCGGGAAACCGGAGUUCGUCAACGCCUCGUUGACAUCCAGGCGUCCGCCGAACGCAAUAACAUGCCCGGACGGGACGUCAGCAACGGCGAUGACUUUGCCAUGAUGCCCAGCCGGUACGGCGAGAACGUUCACGCACCCGAGUUUGUCGACUUACCGCUGGAGGUCAAGGUCAACGAGUCGAUCCCACUCGGCACUACAAUCACCUGGAUCAAGGCGCGCGAUCGUGACCUAGGUUACAACGGCAAGCUCGUGUUCGGCAUCUCCGGCGGAGAUGACGACUCCGUCUUCCGGCUAGACCCCGACAACGGAGAGCUCAAGAUCAUCGGCUACCUCGAUCGCGAACGUCGCGACGAGUACUUCCUCAACAUCACCGUGUACGAUCUGGGCAAACCCCAAAAGUCAAUCUCCAAAGUCCUCCCCAUCACCGUCCUCGACGAGAACGACAACGUGCCGCGCUUCGAAAAGUCCCUCGCGAGCUUCCGCGUCACCGAGAACGCCCUCAACGGCACGAUCAUCUUCCGCGUCAACGCUACGGACGCCGAUCUCGGCAACAACGCCAAGGUAACGUACAGCCUCAUCACCGACACCAAAGACUUCCGCGUAGACCCCGAAACGGGUGUCCUCUCCGUGAUCGCUCCGCUCGAUCGCGAACGUCAGGAGAUCUACGAACUGCGCAUCCGAGCAACGGACGGUGGCGGCGAUCAAAGCACACCCGCCCUCUUCUCGGAAGCCCUGGUUCGCGUCACCGUCGACGACAUCAACGACAACGCGCCCGAGUUUAGCAUCCAGGAUCUCAGCGUCCGCAUCCGGGAAGACGUGCCCAAGGGAACCGUCGUGACGGUAGUGUCCGCGGUCGACCUGGACUCCGGUUCGAGCAGUGAAAUUCUGUACAGUUUCGGAGAAAACGGGGACGGCGAGGGCUCGUUCAAGAUCGACAAGCAGUCCGGCACGAUCCGAACGGCGAAAAUGCUAGACUUUGAGGAGCGUCAGAUUCACAGCUUGAUUGUGAAAGCGAUCGACCGGGGAACGCCCUCGCUCUCGUCCGAAACCUCAGUGAUUGUGGAAGUGAUCGAUGUGAACGAAAACAAGUACGCGCCACAGUUUGAAGAUUUCGUGCUGAUCGGGUCGAUUACGGAGAACAAACCGCCGGGGGCGCACGUCAUGCAGGUCACGGCUAAGGAUCUGGAUCCACCAGGGCCGGACUCGCGCGUCAGCUACUCGAUCAAGGGCGGAGACGGGCUGGGCAUUUUCGCCAUCGACAAUGAAGGAACCAUCCGCACCCUGGCCACGCUCGAUCUGGAAUCCAAACUGAGCUACUGGCUGACGGUGUGCGCCCAGGACCAGGCCGUCGUUCCGCUGCACUCGUGUGUUCAGGUAUUCAUCCAGGUGCAGAACGAGAACGACAACGUGCCGCUGACGGAGGAGGCCGUCUACUAUCCGUCCGUGCCCGAGAGCAGCCCCAACGGCGUCAAAGUGCUCCAGCUGAUCGCCGAGGAUCGCGACAUCGAUCCGCUGCAGCAAAUCUCGUACCGCAUCACCUCGGGCAAUCCGGAGGGAUUCUUCGCCAUCAACAGCACUAGCGGUUUAAUUACCACUACGGCAAGAAAACUCGACCGGGAAAACCAAUCCGAGCAUAUUUUGGAGGUCCUCGUGAUGGACAACGGCGCCCCGCAGCUCUCGUCGACGACCCGCGUCGUCGUGCAGGUCGAGGACGUCAACGACCACACGCCCGAGUUCGACCAGAAGCUGUACAAGGUGCAAAUUCCGGCCAACGCCAAAAUCGACCAGGUCCUGUUCCAGAACGAUUACGCAGCAGGCCACGAGGAUCUGAUGUAUCAAGCGCCGGAGCUGGAGCUUGGCCAGAUGCAGGCGGCCGAUCCGGACGCAGGCCUGGAGGAGGGCACUUGGGAGACCUUUCCGGACAAAGAUUUCCGCGGACUGCAGGUGGUGCUGCGGGUACUCGCCACGGACCAGGACAUGGGCGAGAACGGACGCGUCACGUACUCGAUCAAGUCGGGCCGCGGCAAGGCGAAAAAGUUCCGCAUCGACCCGGACACCGGCAUAAUCUACGCGGCCAAAUCGUUCGAGGUGGACACCGAGUACGACCUGCUCGUGAAAGCGGAGGACAGCGGAGUGCCGAAAAAGUCCCAACAGGCACGGGUCAGCAUCGCCGUCGUGGACGUUCCGGCCAAGUCGGAGAACGCACCGGUGUUGAAAACGAUUGACCAGCAUGUUGAGGUGACGGAGAGUGACACGCCCGGGUUCUUGGUGGCGUUGAUACAGGCGAUGGAUUAUGACGGGGAGCAGUUGUGGUUUGAUAUUGUGGGUGGGGACGAGCGGAAUGAGUUCUAUAUUGGACGGGAUAAUGGAAACGUGCUGUUGGCGAAGUACUUGGACUGGGAGACGCAGAAGGAGUACAAUUUGACGAUUAGCAUCUCGGACGGGGUGCACGUAGUUUACACCCAGCUGUACGUUUCGGUAAUUGAUAUAAACGACCACCGGCCGGAGUUUACCGAGUCGUUGUACCGGGUGGACAUUUCGGAGAGCAUUGAGGAGGGUACGGAGGUGCUUCAGCUGCAUGCGACUGAUGCCGACGAAGAUAAGAAGCUGUUUUACAGCUUGCACGCGGCACGUGACCCCGUUUCGUUGAAACUGUUUCGCGUGGACUCGGUGAGCGGGAGUAUCAUUACGGCGCACAAGUUGGACCGUGAAGCGUUGGCUGAGCACGUGUUGAUCGUUAUUGUGAAAGAUCAAGGAACUCCAGCGAAGCGCAACUACGCCAAGGUCAUCAUCACUGUGCACGAUCACAACGAUCACGCGCCUGAGUUCACGAGCAAGAUCGUUCAAGGCAAGGUGUACGAAACGGCUACCGUUGGAACGCGGGUCGUGCAAGUGUACGCCAUCGAUCGGGAUAUUGGUGACAACGCCAGGAUAACUUACUCGAUCGUCAGCGGCAACAUUGGCAAUGUGUUCAACAUCGAUCCGACCAUGGGCGUCAUCAGCGUUGCGAAAGACCUGGAUAUUAGCGCCCUCUCCGAGUACAUGCUCCAGGUGAAGGCUUCCGACGGUGGCAAACCCUCACUUUCCUCGCAAAUUCCCGUCCAUGUAAUGAUCAACAUGGCGGACAAUGCCCCACCACGCUUCACCUCCGUCGACCCAGCCGCCGAGAUCUACGAAAACCUCCCCAUUGGAACCUUUGUCAUCCACAUCGAAGCGCGCAGCACCUCCUCCCUUCAGUUCGAGAUCAUCAGCGGCAACGUGAACGACAUGUUCUUCAUCAACCCCUCGACCGGUGUCAUCACUACCAAGGACAUCCUCGACUACGAAACGAACAAGUUCUACAACCUCACCGUGCUCGCUACAAACAUGGCCUCGGCCAACGCGACCUGCGCCGUGAUCAUCAACGUGCUCGAUCGCAAUGACAACGUGCCGUACUUUGAGCAGCAGGUCUACAAGGGAGAAGUGUCGGAAGCGGCACCAAUAGGCUCGCUAGUGCUGACGCUGAACGAACUUCCGCCGAAUGUCAGCCAACUGUUGGUCAAUGUAUCGCUUCCGUUGGUGAUCAAGGCCAAGGAUGCGGACUCGGGGUUGAACGCGCUGUUGCACUACGACAUACUGGAGGUUAUGCCGAGGAGGUACUUCCACAUCGACUCGAGCACGGGGGCGAUCAAGACCAUUAUGCACCUGGACCACGAGAAGAUACCGUUCUUCAGUUUUCAUGUUAAGGUAACUGAUCUCGGCAAACCGCGCCUCACAUCGGAGACCACGGCCGAGGUUCGGAUCGCGGUCAACGACGUCAAUGACUGCGCGCCGGCCUUCACCCAGAAGGAGUACAACGUGACACUGCUGCUGCCAACGUACGAAAACGUGGCCGUAAUACAGGUGAACGCCACCGACGAGGACAGCUCGGAAAACUCAACUCUGCGAUACGACAUCAUCGAAGGCAAUCGCGACGGGGUGUUUGUGAUCGACGCCGGAAGUGGCAUCAUUACGACGCGGGACGUCGAAAGCAUCGGGUCGCAGUACAAGCUGGGCGUGAGGGUGUCGGACGGGAAGUUCUCGAAGGUCGCCUACGUGAACAUCCAGGUUGAGACGUCGGAAAAUUCCGGGCUGAUCUUCCAGAAGUCGAUCUACGAGGGGUCGAUCUUGGAGAACAGUACGAAGAUCACGACGGUAACGGUCGUCAACGUGCUGGGGUCGAACCUGAACGAGCACAUCGAGUUUGGAAUCCUUAACCCUACUGACAUGUUCAAGAUCGGACUGACCUCCGGAGCGAUCCAAACGACAGGAAAGAAAUUCGACCGUGAAGUCCGCGACAACUACGAGCUGAUCGUCGAAGCCCGCUCGCAACUUCCGGAUCGAGAGAAACCGCGCGUAGCGCACGUCAUCGUGAACGUCACCAUCCUGGACAUCAACGACAACUGCCCGAUGUUCGUGAAUCUGCCGUACUACGCGGUAGUCUCCGUGGACGACCCGCGGGGAUCGGUCAUCACGAAGGUGCACGCCCUCGAUCUGGACAGCUUCGAAAACGGAGAGGUGCGGUACGAGAUGAAGCGUGGCCACGGGGAGUUGUUCAAGGUGGACCGCAAGACCGGGGAAGUUACGCUGAAGCAAACGCUCGAGGGUCACAACCGGGACUACGAGCUACUGAUUUCGGCGUAUGACGGUGGAAUUACGCCGUGCUCGACGGAUGUUACGGUGCAUGUGAAGGUGAUUGACAAAUCGAUGCCGGUGUUCAGCAAGCAGUUCUACUCGGACACGGUCGCGGAGAACAUCGAGCUGCACUCGCCCCUCUCGGUGGCCAUCCAGGCGGAAAGUCCGCUCGGCCGGAAGCUCAUCUACAGCAUCGUCAAGGGCAACGAGCUGGAGGAGUUUGCCGUCGACUUCAACACAGCCCCGGACAGCACAAACGGCCCAUGUGCGAUCUACGUGGUGGACGAGCUGGACUACGAGCAGCGCCAGAGCUACGAACUUUUAAUUAGAGCCACGGACAGCGUUUCCGGCGUGUCGGCGGAAGUGCCCGUCUCGGUGCUGGUCCAGGACGUCAACGACUGCCCGCCGGAGAUCGAGCAGGACAGCUACAACAUCACCGUGUCCGAGCGGGCCCAGUUCGGGACGGCCAUCCUCAAAGUGCAGGCCAAGGAUAACGACACCGGCAUCAACCAAGUCGUCACGUAUGCCCUGCAAACCGACUCCAAGAACACCUCCGAGUAUUUCCACAUGGACGCCACGGACGGCGUAAUCUACCUGAAAAAGUCCCUCGACCACGAAACGCUCAGCCACCAUCACUUCACCGUCAUCGCCAGCGAUCGGGGCGUGCCAAGUCUCAGCUCGACGGCCCACGUCUGGGUCUCCGUCCUGGACAUGAACGACAACCCGCCCAAGUUCGAGCAACCGUCGUACACGUGCGUCCUGUCGGAACACGCGGCCCGCGGCCAGUUCGUGACGGUCGUUUCGGCGUCCGAUCCGGAUUACAUCGACCACGAUCGACUCACGUACACAAUAGCCCAGGGCAACGAGCUGCAGACGUACGACAUCGAUCCGAUUUCGGGCAUCAUCACGCUGGUCAACAUGCAGAACUUUGCCGAGAAGCACCAGAGCGUGCUGAACGUUUCGGUCACGGACGGGGUUUACACGAGCUUCACCAGGGUUAAGAUAACGAUCCUACCGGCGAAUCUGCACAAUCCGGCGUUCGAGCACAUGUUCUACGACGUGAAGGUCAACGAGAAUCAGCUGGCGGGACGGCUGGUUACGACGGUCAAAGCCACCGACAAGGACUUUGGCGAGUACGGUCGGCUCUCGUACAGCAUCAUCUCGGACGAGAUUCAGGAGUACUUCUCGAUCGACAAGGAAAAGGGCGAGAUCGUGACGAAGAAGCGGCUCGACCGCGAGCAGAAGAAGCUGUACGAGGUGCCGAUCAUGGCGGUGGACGCCGGAGGUCGCGCCGGGUUCGCGACGGUUCGCGUCAAGGUCGGCGACGAGAACGACAACGCGCCGGUGUUUUUGUACCGGGAGUAUAAGGCGCUGAUCCAGGGUAACCUGACGGUCAAUACGACGUUCUUCCGGGUGAAGGCGAUUGACGAGGAUGACAACCAGAACGCGGUGGUGAAGUACUCGAUCUUUGACUCGCAGAACAGCGGGGUGAAGGAUCUGUUCGGGAUCGACGAGAACACGGGCGGGAUUUAUCUGAAGAAAAGCGCAACACAAUGGGAAAACCAACUGUUCCAGUUCUUCAUUCGCGCGAAUGAUGGUGGAACUCCGUCACUGUACACCGACGUCCCGAUCGAUAUCUACAUCAUGAGUUCAGCGGACAACCCGCCCGUCUUCGAAAAGAAAGAAAAGUUACUCUUCCUGUCGGAGAGUUCCCUCCCUGGAACGGUGAUCACCCGGCUCAAGCUGUCCGGCAACGUAACGGCGUCGUAUCGCAUCCUCUCAGACGAGCUGGAAGAACCGCAGUUCUCGAUCAACAAUGCCGGAGAGCUAAGGCUUGCGAAGACGCUUGAUCGUGAGUUGAAAGAUGUCCAUCUGAUCGCGAUCCUAGCUGAAACUGAUCCGAGUCCACCGUUGACGGCGGUUACCGAGGUGAUCCUGCACGUGCAGGACGAGAACGAUAAUACACCGAUCUUCGAAAGCAAUCCCUACUCGUUCGUGCUGGCGGAGAACAUCGAGAAGGGAAGUUCGAUCAUGAAGUUGACGGCACGGGAUUCGGAUAGUGGAUCGAAUGGGGAUAUUCGGUACUCGUUGUCGGCUGACGUUGGAGAUAUCGUAAACAUCUUCGAUGUUGACGCUUACACGGGGUGGAUCACUACGCUGGUUCCGUUGGAUAAGGAAAAGCGAGAGGACUACAAGUUCCAGGUGAUCGCGACCGAUAACGGUCAGCCUAAACAUGCUACGAGGACUACGGUGAUCAUACGGCUUAAAGACUACAACGACUGUCCUCCAACGUUCAAGGAAUCGCGAUACAACUCGAGCGUCAGCGAAGACGCACUACCUGGAACGGUAGUUCUCCAGAUCUCCACCACCGACAAAGACGUCGAUCUCAAAACGCCCAUUGAGUACUACAUAAUCUCCGGCGAUCCGCUGUCCCAGUUCCAGAUCAAGAACACCGGCGAGGUGUUCGUCGUAAAGGCGCUCGAUCGCGAAAGCAUCUCCCGCUACGAGCUGGGCGUGAUCGUCACCGACGGCAAAUACACCUCGACCACCAACAUCUCGAUCACCGUGCUGGACGCCAACGACAAUCCUCCUUACUGCUUGAAGUAUCGAUAUCGCGAGCAGUUAAGCGAAGGAGUUCACCCGGGCACGUUUGUGCUGCAGAUCCAGGCGAACGACAUCGAUGAACCCGCAAAUAGUCGGUUGCGCUUCUACCUGACCGGCAACGGAGCCGAGGACUUUAACCUGGACAAGGAUUCCGGCCAGCUGAAGACCGCUCGCCAACUCGAUCGCGAAACCCAAUCCAAGUACCAACUAACGGCACACGUCCAGGAUCGUGAUCAUCCCGGCUGGGAGUGCUCCUCCCAGAUCGUGAUCGUCGUCACCGAUCUCAACGACAACCCGCCGGAGUUCUCGCUCAAUCCGUACAGCGUAACGCUACCGGAGGACGCGGAAGUUGGCACGCUCGUCACCAAGAUCCACGCCACGGACGCCGACAUCGGCGUCAACCGCAAGAUCAAGUACUCGUUCAUCGACUCGUACCGCGAUCACUUCCGAAUCGCUCCGGACAGCGGCAUCGUAACGCUCUCGAAACCACUCGAUCGUGAGGUCAAGGCCCUGUACAACCUAACCGUGCGGGCAACCGACCAGGGCAAACCAUCGCUCUUCAACAGCGCCUUCCUGAUCGUUAACGUGCAGGACAUCAACGACAACCCACCAGAGUUCACCUCCAAGCACUACUUCGCGUCAGUCCCCGAGAUCAACUCGGUUGGAUCGGAGAUCCUGAAGGUGCUCGCCACCUCCAAGGACACCGGCAUAAACGCCGAGAUCAACUACUCGAUCAUCGGAGGAAACGAGCACCGCAAGUUCGCCAUGAACAACAGGACGGGAAUCCUGUCGCUGGCGGACACGCUGGACUACGAACGCGCCAAGGAUUACUUCCUGACAAUACAAGCGGUCGAUGGAGGAACGCCUCCGUUGAGCAACCUCGCUACGGUGAACAUCUCCGUGACGGACAGCAACGACAAUCCGCCUCAAUUUACGCAGAACUCGUACACGGCACGCAUCCGAGAGGACGCCCAGAAGGGGGACAAGAUACUGCAGGUGCGAGCGAACGACAUGGACGCGGAGGAGAACGGACGGGUUAGUUACAAGAUCGAGCGCGGCGAUCGGAUGGGUCAGUUUGCGAUCGAGCCGGAGACGGGGUACAUCUCGGUGGCGGGAACGCUCGAUCGGGAGUCGAUCUCGAACUACGUGCUCGAAGUUCAGGCGCGGGAUAACGGACUGCCUACGCUGACCGCGUACGUGCUGGUCAACAUUGAGAUAUCCGACGCGAACGACAAUCCGCCGAUCUUUACCAUUCAGAACUACACGGCUGUGGUGCAGGAGGACAAGCAGAUCGGGUAUACACUGCUAAAGUUUGAGGUAACGGACGCGGAUUCCGCGCCGAACGCCGCACCGUACACGUUCGACUUCCGGUCUGGAAACGACGGGGGAGCGUUCCGCAUCGAGCAGGACGGCAUUCUACGCACAGCAACACGCUUCAACAGCAAGAUUAAGGACUCGUACCAGCUGCAGAUCCGGGUGUUUGACAACGGAGCACCGCCACUGUACUCGGACACGUGGGUCUCGGUGAAGGUGAUCGAGGAGUCGCAGUACCCGCCGGUGAUCACCCCGCUGGACAUCUCGAUCAACUCGUUCCUGGACGAAUACCCGGGUGGGGUGAUCGGGAAGGUGUUCGCUACGGAUCAAGAUCAGUACGAUACGUUGACAUUUGGGUUGGCACCGACCGCCGGGGUGUUGUACUCGCCAACAAAUCUGUUUAACAUCUCACGGAAUGACGGAGUGUUGUAUGCUUUUCCACGGUUGGACGUUGGAGAUUACCGGGUAAAUGUGACGGUUUCGGACGGGAAGUUCUCGUCGUACACGAUCGUGAAGGUAGCGGUUGAGUUGGUAACCGAUGACAUGCUGACCAACUCGAUCGUGAUUCGGUUUACCAAGGUCAGUCCGGAGUCGUUCAUACUGAGUCACAGAAAGGGUUUCAUAAGGUCCGUCCGGAACUCGAUGGGUUGCAAGAUCAAGGACAUCAUAAUCAUUUCGGUGCAGAAGUCAACCGACGACAUCAACCUGAUUCACCACCGCUUCCGACGGGAUUUGAGCAACGUGACGCACUUGCUCGAGAGUCCGCGUCACCGACGCGGCACUAUCAACGAUCUUGACGUGUUGUUCACCGUACGAAAAGGCCCGACCGGGUACUACUCGGCGUACGAGAUCCGCAAGGCGAUCGACGACAAUCUGGAGGAGAUCGAGGACGCGACUAAGCUGCAAAUCGACGAGGUCGUCAAGUCCAAGUGUUUGCCCAACUUUUGCACGCACGGCGAGUGCGAGGACAAGCUGGUGCUGGAUCCGAAGAUCGUGAACCCCAUCUCGACGGACGUGACGAGCUUCGUGUCGGCGCGGCACAUCCACAAGAUGGAGUGCAACUGCAAGGAGGGUUACGGCGGGGACAAGUGCCAGCACGCGGUGAACGAGUGCUCGAAGGCGCCUUGUCCGAACUACAAGAACUGCGUGCCGGACUCGUCGGAUCAGGGCUAUCACUGCAUCUGUCCGGAGGGUUUCGCGGGGCCAAAGUGCGAUCGGGAUAUCAGUAAGUGCAACGACGAGACGUGCUACACGCCGAGGAAUCCGGUGUCGUUCAGCGGGAAGAGCUAUGCGCACUACAGGAUUGAGAAGGAGAUCGCGAAGAAGAACCUGGAGGAUCAGCUGAUGUUGAGCUUGAGGAUCAGGACGGUGCAGCCGACGGGGAACAUUAUGUACUCUUCGGGGAAGGUGGACUACAAUAUACUGGAGAUUGUGAAUGGGGUGAUUCAGUACAGGUUCGACUUGGGUUCUGGAGAGGGAAUGGUCAGUGUUACGAGCAUCUUCGUAUCGGACGGGUUGUGGCACGAGGUACGGUUGGAGCGUGAAGGUAACAGCGCUCGGGUGAUUGUGGAUAACAAGCACGUAGCUAGUGGGAACGCCCCGGGAGUGAACGGAGUGUUGAACCUCCAGUCGGACGAUAUCUACUUUGGAGCGGAGGUCAAGCAGCAUCCGACGGUGCUCGGGUUUGAGGACAUUCAGCGUGGUUACAUGGGCUGCAUGGACGAUAUUAAGCUGUCGAAGAUCCCGGUUCCGCUGCACAUGAACGGAGCUAGCUCCGUCGCGAGUUUGCGACGAUUCGCCAACGUGGAGUUCAGUUGUGAUGCUUCCGCGAUCCUGGUUCCGCUGGGAGUUUGUGGGACGCAGCCGUGCUGGAACGGAGGCACCUGUACGGAUAUUGGAGGUGGCAACUUUGAGUGUUUGUGCCACUCGAGAUUCUCAGGACUGUUCUGCAAGGAAGAUCUGGAUCCGUGCGCUUCGUCACCUUGCUUGUAUGGGGGGAAGUGUUCGAAGUUGAGUCCUGGAAACUACACGUGCGACUGCCCGGCGAGGAUGAGCGGCAAGCGGUGCGACUACGGAAGGUUCUGCACUCCAAAUCCGUGCCGGAACGGUGGAGUUUGUGAGGAAGGGGACGAUGGUCCGCUUUGUAUGUGUCGUGGUUACACGGGAACGACCUGUGAGAUCGACAUAGAUGAGUGCGAGCAGCAACCUUGUGGUAACGGAGCGACCUGUAUCAAUGAAGCGGGUAGCUUCCGGUGUGUCUGCCCACCUGAGAUGACCGGAGCUAGCUGUGGCGAUCCGCUGUACACCUUCCCGCUGAGGAUCCCGUUCAAUUCGGUAACCUCCGAGCAGUGGGUGCUGUUUGCGAUCGCCUUGGGAGGUCUCGUCAUACUGAGCUUGCUGAUCUACGGCAUCGUGGUUGUCUGCAGGAAGAAGCGACGCGUUCAUCGCCACGAGAAGAUCAACAACGACCCGAAAGCCAUGGUCCUGAACUCGGUAUCGGACAACUCGCAGUACAAGCGAUCGUCCAAGAUGAGCAACCUGGAGAUCAUCCAGCGCGACAUGCAGCAACGGCCGGUCUCGUACACUCCUAGCAGCAACAACGAUCAUCCGUACACGUGCAACGCAAUGCUACAGUACAACAACCUGGACACCCUGCGAAGUUACGGCUCCGCAGGUGACGAACUCGAAAACGUCCCGCCAGAAUACCGAAAAGCCUCGGUCCGACCCAACCAACAACUGGUCAACAUCAACAGCGGUAACGCCUCGAGCGACACCGAGUCCCUGCACAAACAGAAAUGGGUCGACCAGAUGCAGAUGCAAACCUUCACCGACUCCAAAAUCAACAACGACCUCAAGCGGAUCAGCCCCAUCUCGUCCCUGGACUCCCACCGAUCGCACAAGCAGCAGCAGUCCGGAAUCCUGCAGGGUCGUCUGCUGAACAUGCCCCAUUCGCCAACGCUGCUCCAACCGCCACAACUGCAGAUGCAGCAGCACAGCAGUUUCGAGGAGUCCCCGGGGAUGUCCGUGCACGGCGCCUACCAUUGGGACUGCUCGGACUGGGUCGGCCGGGGGCACCAUCCACUGCCAAACAUCACCGAGGUGCCCGGCAGCGAAGUCCCCGACUCGUCCAGCUUCCACAGCAACGAGAGCAACGAGUCACACCCGAAGAACAACCUGCUACCUCCGAUCCUUGGCCCAGUGGACCCGGCGCGGGACAUCGAAACGCUCAAUGAGGACAACGAGUCCGAGUUCGUGGACGACUCGGAGUGCGACCAGAGCGAGCAGCCGCUGUCGCUGGGCUUCGAGCAGAACACUUCCAUUCCAUGUCUGAAUCCUCUCGACAGCGGCAGCGAGGACUACAGAUUCAAUACAGUGCCUUUAAAAGUAAAUACACCUGAUAGUUAUCUACGACACCCGAACAGCUACUUGCCCAAGUACAACAUCCAGAGCGAAACCGAGGGUGAAUGUGCCCCACUAACAGGGGGAGGAGGAGGACCAGGAGGAGCAAGUAGGAAGCCCCUGAACGGGCUCGAGGUGGGACCUCACCAGCUCGUUGAGUCCGACGAGGACGAGGACGGCAUCCAGGCGUACGGCUUCCCGGUGACGAAGCGACGCAACCGGCGCGAACCCAGUGAUAUCGACAUGGUGCUGCACAGUGGCGGUGAGAGCAGCUCCCUGCUCAGCCACUCGCGCAACCUAAACAGCUCGAACCACUCGAACAGCGAUCUUUCGACGCACCUGUGCGAAAUCGACGACUCCGAGUUCGAGCAGGACUUACCGACGGCGAUGCAACACCACCAGCAGCAGCCACCCCAUCAUCACCACCACCAUCAUCAUCCAACGCAGCAGCAGCUUCAACCAUCCCAGCAGCACCAGUCCAGCUCGUCGUUGUCGUCGUCCGGCGGAAGUGGCCAACCAUCGCGGCCCAAACAAAACAAGGUCAAGUGGGCCAACAGCGUCCAGCAGACGGAGGUCUGACAGCAGCUCGACGACGACCCAGCCGACGGCGAAGGCAGCUCAGCCAAGACCACAACCAUCAAGACUUGUAACUUCUCUAGCAGCAUUAGCCGAGCACUAUUGAUGCAACUUUCUAGGUUAACUUAUUUUAUUUAUUUCGUCGUGAGCCUUUCGUAGCUAUUAACUUUGUGUCCUGUGUCUUCAUGCGUUCGAAUGUCGCUCUGUGUCUACGUAAUUUUAGUUCUUAAGUUGCCAUUAACGGUUAGGUCAUUUUUUUAUACACCCUCAUCACAACAAGGAAUCAAAAUUUUAACACAGACGACAAAAGUUAAGAAGAAAUUACAACAUGAUCUCCGGUAGAGACUCCAACGCGCGGGCGACCUGUCAUCGCGCGUAACCGCAUCCAUAUCUCGUGUCACACGUGUUUCGAAAUUCGUAGAAUGCAGCUAAAUUAAAAGUGGUUGCGAAAAAGAGAGAAUGUGAGAUCGAAGCGAAAU